Messenger RNA from Malassezia vespertilionis, 2070 nucleotides. RefSeq lists its product as uncharacterized. The transcript has 2 exons. Gene Ontology annotation, biological process: vesicle-mediated transport. NCBI's taxonomy places the organism in Eukaryota, Fungi, Basidiomycota, Malasseziomycetes, Malasseziales, Malasseziaceae. Bases 1 to 2070 code for a protein of 689 amino acids. The record is from RefSeq and is a predicted model, not a curated record. Gene Ontology annotation, cellular component: intracellular membrane-bounded organelle; Mon1-Ccz1 complex.
AUGAGCCAUGCGCUGCGCAAGCGCCUGUUUGCCGAUCCGCAGCUGCACGGAACGACAAAGGCACACGGAGCACCGUAUGAGCCGGCCUAUGUACAGUACCUCUUGGUAUUUUCGCCGUUGCUCACUGCCAACUUGCACGCCGAGGACCCAGCCAAGCUUGCGGACCAGAUUCUGUACUAUACCAGCAUGGAAAGUGCAGUACCGCAAGCCAAGCUUGUGCGCCAGGUCGCACUUGCGAAUGCAUUUGCGGAUUUUGCCACUUGGAUGCACGGCCAGCAGUAUCACACGACCGAUACUGGGCUUCGCAGCCUUGCGAUUGGGUCGCAGCACCGGCGCCUGGUGCUGGUCGAGGUUGCACAGGAUAUGUGGAUGCAUGCAUGCAUUGCCCUGGCCGCAUGGAAGCCAUACGGCGAGCACAGGCCGGCUCCAUGGCUCGAGGACUGCUGGGCACAGGAGCAAUUGCGCGCAGCUUGGACCGCUUGGCGUCUAGCGAACGGCGAUCCAGAUACGAUUAUGGAGGACAAAGGACGCUCUGCGCUAGAGCAGAGCCUCGAGCAGUUUCUGAGCAAAUGGGUGUGGCGAUGGGACGUAGAGCACCAGUGGGCACCGGCGUUGCCAGCGGCGCCGUCAGCGCCGCGCGUUGGAAUGGUGCUGGAAACCAUGCCGGCGCUUUCUGCAUGCACAGACUGCAGUGCGGGUCGGCUGAGUGAGGCGGUCGGCUUGUUCAAGCAAGAGACAGUCGCCAUGGUUGCACAGGGAGACAUGCCGCACGUCAUGCUUCUUCACGACGACGAGCUGCUGUACCCACAGCCGCACACGGUCUCUACGCAAUGCGCACAGAAAGAAGCUCAAAACCGUCACGAUAUUGUGCGGUACGUUUUGCAGCAUCUUUUGCACAUGGACGAAGCGCGCGCUUGUGCCGACGCUGCGCGCGAAAAGCAACGCGAGGAAUCCGCACCCAAGGCCGUGCGCAGUGAAUUGGCCGAGUUUGCCGCUGGGCUGCUCCCCGGCGUAUCAGACAUGUUUUCUACGCAUGCGCGCUGGCUUACUAUGGACCCCAUCUUGCAGCCGCCGGAAGUAAUGCUCGAGCGGGACGGCGCGCGCGCGCCGUCGCCAUCGCUCGACAUUGAAGAAGACAUGCGCGCGGACGGGAACUUGAGAGAAGCGCUGUUGGACGCGCCUCCGGAUCCAUGCGAUGUGCACGCUACCUCUGCGCAGUUCUCCGAGUCGCUGCACGAGCCGCUGAACCAAUUCACGACACAUGCGCCAUUUCAAGCAUUCCACGAGCAGCUCUCGCACGCGCUCGAUAUGGACCAAGGCCCGCCAGAAGUGCCGAGCGUGCAACAGGGUGUAUGCGCAUUGGAUGCAGCAUCGCAAGCAGCACGUCUUGCGGACGCACGGCGCACCUUGCCCAAAGUGCCGGCGGCGCAUGCCACGGAAGAGAAGGCGGAAAAAGACGCAUCUGCUGCGCCAUGGCACAUGGCGCCAGUGCAGCACGUACACCACACCGGUGAUCCAGCCUUGGAUGCUGAAGAGGCGCCCGAGAAGUGGCACGAAGCCACAUUGUACGUUACCGGCGAGCACGACGCUUUGCAGCCCGUGCACAUUGUCUAUACUACCCGCCAGCUGCUUACCGUCGUGCUUGUUUUUUCGCACAACGCGUCGCGCGACGCAUGGCUUUUGCCGAGCUGGCGUCUGUUGCAGCGUGUACAGGACAUUGUGCAGGAUACGCAGUGUGCAGAGGCAGCGCCUCAAUACCUGCAUGUGGACCGAGCAUCGCGCACCGCUCAAAAUAACCUUGCGUUACUGCAGGGAGGCGAGCAUAGGACACAGGCAUCUAUUGAGUCGCAAUUGCUCGACGCCGAUAGGCUGAUGGUUUCCCACGGCGUCAAGGAGGUGCUGGCGCGGAGCAACGACAGCGCUUUUUGGGUCGCAGCGCGUGUUUCCACAGACGAGGCCGCACACACGUUCCUGGUAUUGCAAGGCAAUGCACAGCGCAGUUACGGGAUUUCAGAGUGCGAUCAGCAAAUGCGGCGGCUUGCCUCGGAGCAUAGCGAGUUCAAUCUGUAG